Hirsutella rhossiliensis is the source of this 1494-nucleotide messenger RNA. Its product is annotated as velvet factor domain-containing protein. The transcript is spliced from 7 exons. Lineage: Eukaryota; Fungi; Ascomycota; Sordariomycetes; Hypocreales; Ophiocordycipitaceae. Bases 1 to 1494 code for a protein of 497 amino acids. The record is from RefSeq and is a predicted model, not a curated record.
AUGAACUCGACGCAUCCCCCGCCCGACCAGAUGCGCUCUGCCUACCCGCCGUCCCCCGCCAAUCCCGGCUCCGCUCCGGCCGCCGCGCCCGUCUACCUAAACUCCACGUUCCAGCAUCACCACCACCAGCAUCAGCCUCCGCCGCGGCAGCCUCAGUCUAGUCCUCACGACAUGCACCGCCUCAAUGUCCUCGGCUCGCCCCACGGCCAUAGUCAGCCUCAUCUCCAUCCUCACCCUCAUGCCAGUCCGCCUCCACUAUCGCAGCCGCCGCCGUCGCACAUUCACCACUCUCAGCUUCAGCAUCACAACAUGAUGCCUCCUCCGCCCCACAUGCAACCGCCGCCGCCGCCGCCGCCGCCGUCCUCGGCCAAUGCUUCCAGACCAGACGACGCGCCCUCUACCUCAUCCAUGUCGUCGGCCAACUCCCAAGGCAGCUCCCAGACAAUGCUCGCUCCUUUCUCAAAGGUCGACGAAGCUACCGGCCGCAAGUACCAACUAGACGUUGUGCAACAGCCUAGACGCGCCCGCAUGUGCGGCUUUGGCGACAAGGACCGGAGACCAAUUACGCCUCCGCCCUGUGUGCGGCUCAUCAUCACAGAUGCGGCCACUGGCCGAGAGAUAGACUGCAACGCCAUCGACCACUCCAUGUUCGUCCUCAACGUGGAUCUUUGGAAUGAGGAUGGCACUCGCGAAGUCAAUCUAGUCCGGUCCUCCACGGGCAGCCCUUCCAUCUCAUCGACGACGCCAUAUUCUUAUACGACACUCAACGGAGGCGACACCUCCAUGGUGCCUUACACUCAGCACAUUCUCCCGUCAAACCGCGAUGCCGCCUUCAAUUCCCCUCAAUCCGUCGGCUUCGUGCACGACUAUCAGGUGCAGCCGGGAUACGGCCAGGCACCCCCAUCAUAUCCCUCCAAUGGCACAUAUGGCCCUCCACAGCAGUUCUACCCGCAGCACCAAGCCUACCGCCAAGAUGGAGCCGUCCCACCCGUUCCAUCACAAGCCAACAUGGCGCACUUCACCAGAAAUGGCGUUCCCGUGGCGCCCGGCUUUGUUCAGGACCAGAACUCUCUAACCCGGAUGGCCAUGGUGGGCGGCCAACCCCAAGGCAUGUUUACUAGGAAUCUCAUCGGUAGCUUGGCCGCCAGUGCCUUCCGCCUGAGCGAUACCUCAGACCACAUCGGCAUCUGGUUUGUCCUGCAGGACCUCAGUGUUCGCACAGAAGGUGCCUUUCGGUUACGAUUCUCAUUUGUCAAUGUCGGAGCACGGGGAGGGGCUCGCCGCGAUGGCAAUGUCCCCAGGGUCAAUACCGGCCGCGCUCCCAUCUUGGCGUCGUGCUUCAGCGACGUGUUCAAUGUUUAUUCGGCCAAGAAAUUUCCCGGGGUCUGCGAGAGCACGCCGUUGAGCAAGACGUUUGCCACGCAAGGCAUCAAGAUUCCCAUCCGCAAAGACGCAAACGUCAAGGGAGGCGACGACGAUGACUACGGCGAAUAG